Messenger RNA from Strongylocentrotus purpuratus (purple sea urchin), 5870 nucleotides. Its product is annotated as sprouty-related, EVH1 domain-containing protein 3. Gene Ontology annotation, cellular component: membrane. Gene Ontology annotation, molecular function: protein kinase binding. Bases 196 to 1467 code for a protein of 423 amino acids. The transcript has 5 exons. The record is from RefSeq and is a predicted model, not a curated record. Lineage: Eukaryota; Metazoa; Echinodermata; Echinoidea; Camarodonta; Strongylocentrotidae. Gene Ontology annotation, biological process: negative regulation of MAPK cascade; multicellular organism development.
CUUAUUUUAUUAUCGGCGCAUGAAGGCUUGUGUUUGAGUGAGUGAUUUGGCAGUCAUUUCCUCUGAAUCACCCGUUCAUAAUGUCGGUGCUAUGCAGUCCACGAAGAGUGUGUACACAUUUCGCAUUUUAUCGCCUCAUAUUGGAUGAAUAAUGGAUAAUACACGGAGGUAACGAAUUGUUUUGAAUAAAGGAAGAUGGAGGAGAGAGAUACCCCACUGGAUGAAAAAUCCUGCCUGACCAAAGUCCGCGCUCAGGUAAUGACGCGGGAAGAUGGCGGGUGGGUUCCAGUUGGUGGUGGAGGGGUCAGUAUCGUAGGAAUCUACAGACUGACCAAAGAAGACUGCAGAGUGGAAUAUGUAGUCGUGGGAACAACAAUGGAAGACAACACAAGGGUGCUUGAAUUCAAUUUGCGAAAAGGUGUUCAAUACUACAGAGGCAGUCAUCUCUUCCACCAUUGGAGGACUCCGGAUGAAAAGAAAUGUGGCCUAACCUUCUAUGGCCCGGCUGAUGCCAGGGCCUUUGAGAGGGGGUUUGGGCGAGCAGUUACGGAGUUGCAACUUGAAGGUUCUUCCAGCGAGUCAUCAUAUGGUCUGGAUGACAGCGAUGAGGAUGUUUCUCGGUGUGUGGAUCCAUUGCUAUCGCGUGAUUGUGUUUUCCAUGACUAUCAGAACACCCCAAGUACAUGUGUUGGACCUAAAGAUGGAGGAGGUAAACUCCUCAAGGACAUCCUUACACAGCCAGCCAAUAAGGACUACACGUGUAUAUCAGGAUAUACGUAUCCUCAUAACAAUCAGGGACACCUACACAUGGUGCACUAUGUGACGCGGAAAAGGGACGAUCGGAGACCGCUGCACAACAUGAAAUAUGCACACGAAGGAUCAUGGGUAAAAACAGCCACAGAGUGGCAUCCGAUAAGAAAGGACUUAUCACAGGAUCAUUUCAAAGACUCAUAUGUGAAGAUUGUUAAAAAGCCACAAAGUAUUCAUGAAUACAGCUACCCCACAAUACCACCCAGUCGGGAGAUGGACGACCUCAAGAAGCCACCUACCUUCCCCAAAGUGGUGACCACGCAACCCCCGCCAUCACCGCCCAAGAAACUCAUGCAGAAAAUGAACAAAUAUACAGAGCCCGCGCAAUGUCUACACUGCAGUCAAUACUUUGACCCGGAACGCAGCAGGAAAGGGGACUGUCCAGAAGCCCCCGAUGAAGCUUCCUACUGCAUCAAUUUCUGUACAUGUCUUUGUGCGGCACAGUGUAUGUUAUAUCAUUGUAUGUCAAACUCAGAGGGGGAUUUCCCAUCUCCUUGUUCUUGUGACACCAACGAGAGUCAGUUCUGUCGGAGAUGGUUUGGGCUUGCUGCGUUAUCGUUUAUCGUGCCCUGCUUAUGGUGCUAUCCUCCUCUCAAAUGCUGCCACUGGCUUGGCACAAAGUGUGGUUGCUGCGGCGGCAGACACAAAGCGAAGUGACUUUGGCACUGAUCCAGAGAGGACAAAAACUUGUAUGCCACAAUGCUGCCAUGUGUUUUACUGUAACUGGACUGCAGUGAAAACCAGAAAUGCAUACAUGCCAUUGAGAUGAGGGAUGUACAUGCCAACAGGAGAUAUAGUGUUUGUUUUUCAUCAAACAUGUCUUCAGCUGUGAAAGACAAUCUGUAAAGCAUCACAUAUCUACGUAAACCAUUGACAUUAUAUAUAUUUCAUCUAAGUGAUAUACUUUUAAUUGUAAACAUGAGAAUAUCAAUAUUUUUAUAUUUUUAUCCAAAUUAUUAUGUACCUUGUGAUUUUAUUUUUUUGAAUGUUGGUGAGUCUAGUUGAUAACAAAAGAAGAAUCUUUCAAUGAAUGCGUUCAACCUUCCGGAUGGGCCGUAGAUAUGAGUGUCUUUCACAGCUGACUAUCAGCUUGUUUAGGACAAGAAGUUUUACACAGAUGGAUGUUGUUUUCAGGUAUUUUUACGAAAUGGAAAAAAUUUGGGAGAAGAUUCUUUUAAAGGGUUUGGAACAAUGGUUUACGCUCAUUGAAUAGGGAAGGUAUGUUGAACAACAACCGAGAGAUGUUGUACGCAUGCUCUCUGAUGAUGGAUGUCUGAAUGCGUGGGUGUCUGUGUGUGUGCGUAUGCUUGCAGGGAUUUGAGAGUAAUUAUCUGUUCUUGACUGAAUGUACUAAUCAUUGGGGAUAUCUCCAUUCUCCAUUUAUUGAAGAUGUAUAUGCAAAUGCAUUGAUGAGGGUUUUAAAAGACAGCGUAUUAUGUUUUAAAAAAGAGAAGAAAAAAAUGACAAAAAAAUUGAGUGGUGUUGACCUUGCCAAUAGUAAUGUUAUAUUGAUUGGCAUUCCUCACUGCUAUAACAGUACUUCAUGUUAACCAUACAAGUAAUGGUUUUAUGUGCUCCUCACUAGAGUUAGCUCCCAGUCUCUUAUUACAAUCACACAGUGACAGUGUGUAGAUAGUGAAACUAAAUGUUCUUUUCAUCCCUUGUAGAAAGAACAGUAUGAAUAUUUCUUUGAAAUCGAGUCCAUGAUCCUUCACUAAUCCUCCAAAAACGUUUUGUACGUAUGUAAUUGAAAUCAUUCACUUGUGAAAGAAAAGAAUGAUGAAUUAAACUGGCUAUAAAAAAAGCAGGAAUUUUAUUUUAAAGAUAAUUAAUAGAACACAUGACUUGUUCCCUUCUGUCAUUGCUCAUGAAUGAUAUUAUUCAUUCAGUUUCAUACAAAACAUUCCAAAAACGGAAAUCGGCCACUUUUUCUAAUUCAGAACAGUUUGGCCUUUAUUAUUGCAUGAAUCAAGAUUGAUUUUUAGGCUUUCUUUGAAUCCUACAUGUACAUUUGUACAUGUAACUAAUUAUUUAUACCUUACCUCAAGUUAAAUGCAUAUUUGUACAGUAAUGUUAAAUUAACGGAAGAAGUGUAUCACAAUCGCAGAGAUGGAACAAUUCAAUUCAGUAUAUGGAGGAUACGUUUAGCAUCAGUCUUGACUUAAGCUGAAGAAUCAGUUACUCUUAAUAUUAACAACUCAUUACAUUUACAAUGAGAAUCGUCGUGGACCUCCAGCUAAUAAUCAGAUACUCACAUUUAUCUUUAGAAAUAUUUUUCAAGAAAGUAUGCUGACCAAUGGAAUGCAUUUGCAUUUUUUCCUCUAAACAAUUAAAAAUAAACAUUUAAAGGAUCCUUUUUUUGGAUAAAACUAUUUCUCUUUUCAGUCAGGUUGCAGUCAUGCAACUUGUGGGUGCUAUUGGGAAAUAUAAAUAUAAAUGAUGUAAUCAUUUCAAAUUAACAUUUCAAAUAACAAUAUAACACCACUUUUGACAACUUUGUUUAUAGUAGCUCCUAAGAAUCUUUCAAUUUCCUGAACAGAAUAGUUAUUUGUGCAAUUGAUUCAUUGUCUGUAUGACUGGAAUGGUUGUUAGAAACAACAAUGCAAAUUAAUUACCCUUUCACAUAGAUCAACACCCCCCCCCCCCCUCUCUCUGGGCAGUGGCCAGUCUAAGUGUGUAAUCUUAAUAAUAUGACAAGUUAAUUUUCUGAUCACAGACGAUCCUCAAUCUGAGGAAAUUUGGAUAUUAGUUGUAAUUAAACUUUACUUUACUCUAUUGUAGUUCAGGGUUCUGUAUUUGAAGUCAUGGGACAUUCUGACAUGUGGCUAGGGUGAAAGUUUCAGCUAAAAAUGAAAUGGUAUUCAUCAACAUCCUUUAUUUAAAAUCUUGCCUUUAGCCAUGCAAGUUAAGAUAAGCAGUAAGCCGUCCCUCCUUGUGAAGAAUAAAAAUCUGUUAAAUUUCUACAUUUACUAGUCAAAUGAAGAGUUUUAUCCUCUUGCAAUCAAAUCUCUCACAUGAAAUGUUUUCAUCUUGAUCAAUUGCACAUGAGAACUUGCCCUUCAAACAUCACCAAGCUUCCACUUGUCACAGACCGAUAUUAAAGAGACCUGCGUGAAUUCUUGAAAUCUAUAGAAGUCCCCUAUUAGUUAGUAUCCACUGUUUCUUCCCAGUAUUAAACACACAAAAAUAGUGGUUUAGGAAUCUGAGACUAACACCUCUCCGACUUUCAUUUGAACGUAGAUGUGCCUUUUAGUGAGUCAUAUUCAAACGUAGCUACCCUACUACAGUUGCCAUUAUUAUGAGCAGUUUAAACGAAAGAUGUGUAAAGUGUUAUUGUACAGCUAUCAGGGCCCUCAUAAAUGUCUAAUAUUUAUUUUUUACUAUAUCUUGUACAGAGUGAUUUCACAUUGCGGGAUUGUAAAUCGCGUAAAAAAACAAACUUAUGGUUAUGGUGACAGGAUCAACUUCCCCACCAUGCUCAAAGCAAGGUGGAAGGAAUGGAUUUACAACUUGUCUUGCUCUUUGUUCAUAUGCAGCAAGAUCUAUUUUGACUUCUAUAUAUUCACCACAGCCUGUUUGAGGCUGACUUACAUGCACUGUAAAUAUAGAUAUUAUGUACAACACCAUCCAGUGUGUAUAACCGUAAUCAUUUAGCAUAUGAUUAGCAAAACAGUAACAUAGAUGCAACAAAAAAAUCUUAUGCUUUAUUGAAGUAUAUAAAGAUAUUUUUAUGGUCUGUAUUGUAAUCUACAGAGCAAACUUUUAAGUGGACAUAAAAAUAGUUCGUGAAAAUUGUUUAUGUAUGCAACAGAGCAAACGUUGGGACUACAACAAAUUUUUCAUUUCUAGGUGGUUGCUAUCGCCCGUUAGGAAAUUAGCUUAAAUGCAGCUUAAAUUGGUUAAGUCUGUAUGUGAGUGUAUGCAUGAGCCCUAAAGAGAGUGACAGAGAGAGAGAGAGAGAGAGAGAGAGGGAGAGGGAGAGGGAACAGACCAUUCAAAGUAAGAUAAAGUUACGAGAGUGAGAGUGAGAGAAGAAAAAAAUGAACUUAAUAUUUGUUACUAAGGCUGCUUUUUUAUGUAUUCCUAUGUUUGGAGCUGGAAAAGAGUGAAGUGUUUCAAAUAUAAAACAAUGAACAUGCGCACUUUGACUGUCAAAGAUUUUUAAGCAGUUCCAAUUCUUUCUCAUGUUCACCACAUAAGAUGUAUUUGAUUGUUAUCAAUGUGUUCCAUAAAUUUGGUACUGAUCUCAAGUUCAUGUGAAUUAUUGACAGUAAAUUUUACAGUUUACAUUUUAUCUUUUGUGAAAUAUAUUUGCAUCCCUGUUGGCAACCUGCAGUUUAGGUUAUCAGAUAUAAAGCAAAGAACAUGCAACAAGGCCAUACCAUUAGCCAUUAGAGUUAGUGAGUUUUAUCAGCUAUACAAAAAAAGUUACCAGUAAUUUUUUUGUGGCCCAUGAUGUACAUGUAGGUUUACUUUUAUAUUAUUUUUUUCUUUUAUAUAAAAAGAAAUCAUGUUUUGUAUAUGUUCAGUCUGUUUUUUAAAUAUCCUGUAACUAUUUUAACAGUUAAUGAUAUAUAUUUCAUACAAUGAAAUCAUACUAUGAUUGCAUAUUUGUCAAAACCUGACAAUUUUUAUGUUUACUGCGAUUCAAUGACAGGCUUAUGAAAUGAAUGAUUUGUUGAGAAACCAUUCCCUGCCUCAAGUGAUGUUGUUUCUAGUUCUAGAUGCUGACAAAACUAUUUAUCGCGCUGCUACAAUGUAGCUCGUAAGUGACUACAGCUCAUUAUUAAACAACAAACGAGAAUGACAUCAUGCUGAUUUAUGAACAGUUUCAGAAUACAAGUUAUCUGUUCACCUUCUCAUUUGAAAGUUUUUAAGUAUAGCUAAUUUGCAUCGAUCUGCUAUUGAGAGAAGCUAACUCAUGUGAUUCUGUUCUCACCAAAUCAACAAAAGAAGAUUUUUAAAAAGAAAAAAAAGACGUCAUCUUAUUCACAAUCUGUGUACAAGUAUUUGUACUGAUACUGUUAUUUAAUAAAUUCAUGCAUGGAAAGGGAACUGAA